This is a messenger RNA of Ilex paraguariensis (yerba mate), 1454 nucleotides long. The record is from the annotation of a GenBank genome assembly. Lineage: Eukaryota; Viridiplantae; Streptophyta; Magnoliopsida; Aquifoliales; Aquifoliaceae.
AUGGAAGGAACUGAGGUUAGAUCCGCGAGUUGCGGAGCCAAAUCCGAAGAAAUUGAAGUUGAUUCGUUUCGAUUCCGCGAAGAAAUUCAACGAUUAAUGCCCAUACCACCACCGGAGACUGGUAGUUCCUUCACCGCUCUUCUUGAACUUCCGGCGAAUCAAGCCAUGCAGAUCCUAGACUCCCCGGAAACUGAUGAUGCGCCGCCAACACUUUACGGCUGCCGAAUUGAACAUCCCAAACCUUGUAUGACUAUUUUCCCGUCGUGCACGGCUUUAGUAGAUCAAACUUCGAAGCCCUCCGUCUUUGCAACGGCCGAAAAGUGUUGGCGAAUUCGAGCUCAAAAUUGGAUAAGAUCAUCAGCAAAGAGAAAGGAGCGAGAAAAGAAGGUUAAAGGAUCGAACGACAAGAGCAAAACUGUAGCAAAUGAGAAAAUCGAAGAUGGCGAAAAGCUUCCGUACGUUCACGUUCGAGCUCGUCGUGGUCAAGCAACAGAUAGCCAUAGCUUAGCUGAAAGAGCGAGGAGAGAAAAGAUUAAUGCAAGGAUAAAGCAACUGCAAGAACUGAUCCCGGGAUGUAAAAAGCUCUUAUCAAUGAGACUUGCUGCUGUAAACCCAAGAAUUGAUCUCAAUCUUGACAGUCUCUUGGCUGCAGAAACCCCUACUCAAGAUCUCAAAAGGACAGUCUGCCACAACCAAUGUGGGCAGACCGGGGGGGAUCAGACUUGGACCACCUGUGCUAUCUGCCACGUAUGCACAUUUACAACUUCAAAACUGUUCAUAAGAUUACAAUCUGUUAACAUGGGUGGAUCUGCAAUGGACACUGACUUCCCGGGGAUGGUGAUGCCAUUGAUGUGGCCAGAAGGACAAGUAAAUGGAAACAGACAACAAUAUCAACUACUACAGCAUUGUGAUGGACUACAUGAAUCAGCCUGGGGUAGGGGAAUAGACUACUCUUGCUUUGUUACUCCGGAGAACUCAAUUUUAAGUUUCGACUCUUCUGCAAAUUCAGUCCACCCCCCAAAAGAAGGUGCUGCCGAUUGAAAAACAAAAACAAGGACAGAGGAUAUGAGUUAUUCUCUUAAAAGCAAGCACUUUGAAGCAGUGAGGUUAAUUCCAAAUUGUCAUGUCACGCAGCCCCUUUCCACUCAAAUCAGCUGAAAUGCAGAUAUGAAGGCAUACUGAAGCUCCAGUUGUAGUUAGAAGUGCAUAUGUUGGACAUGAUAUUAGCAGACAGCCCGUGCGGAAGUAGAGAGGAGGUAUUAGCAUUUGACUUUGGUUUACAUUCGACAGUUAGCUGGAAAUCCAGAUUUAUUUCAGCUAGGGAUGAGAAAAUUUGGUAUGUAGUACUAACUUAAGAGGGUCAUUCAAUCUAAUACUUUAUGUAUGAGAUGAUUGGUUGAUUUCAUUAUGUAAAACCAAGAACAAGCAGGGCUUAUUCUAUUUAUGUUAUUGAG